Messenger RNA from Manihot esculenta (cassava), 1772 nucleotides. Its product is annotated as WRKY transcription factor 28. The coding region runs from base 294 to 1217 and encodes 307 amino acids. Gene Ontology annotation, biological process: regulation of DNA-templated transcription. Gene Ontology annotation, molecular function: sequence-specific DNA binding; DNA-binding transcription factor activity. The transcript is spliced from 3 exons. The record is from RefSeq and is a predicted model, not a curated record. NCBI's taxonomy places the organism in Eukaryota, Viridiplantae, Streptophyta, Magnoliopsida, Malpighiales, Euphorbiaceae.
AAGGAUGUGUUUUGUUUCCACGAGAGAAGCCAUUUUUUACUCUUUCUAAUUGGAAUUUGCAAUUGUCAACUUUCUUCAUAAAGUGAUAUUAUUAGCUACUCUCAUCUAAACCCAAUUCUCUCUUUAUUAUUUAUAAUAUUAAUUUUUAAUAUCUCAAAUGUCUUGCUAAGCAUAUACAUGUAUAAAUAUAGAGAGACCCAUGAACUAAAAGUCUAACCAUCAGACGUAAAAUCUAAACCCUUAACUUCUCCUCCUUCAUCUUUAUCUUCUUCUCUUUUCUUCCUAAUUUCUCCAUGUCUGAUGAACACAGGGACCACUACUACCUUGCUUCUUUCCAAGAAGAUCACCACCAUGUCAUAGAUGAAACUGGAGCUUACAAUCAAAAGCCUCCUUCCAUUGUUUUAUCGUCAACUUAUGGUUCACAAGUGUUUGAUGAUCCUUCUUCCUACAUGAGCUUCACGGACUAUAACUCUCUUGCAAAUGCCUUUGGCCUGUCGCCUUCGUCUUCUGAAGUUUUUUCAAUUGGAGAUUUAGGUGGAGGAGGAAACAAUAAUGAAAAUCCGGUCACCCCUAAUUCUUCAGUUUCUUUUUCGUCAAGUGAGGCUGGUGGUGAAGAAGAUUCAGGAAAAACCAAGAAAGAGAACCCACCAAAAGUGUCUGAGGAUGGAGGACAAUGUUCUAAGAAAGAGGGCAAGACAAAGAAGAAAGGAGAGAAAAGGCAAAGAGAGCCAAGAUUUGCUUUCAUGACAAAAAGUGAGGUUGAUCAUCUAGAAGAUGGAUAUAGAUGGAGAAAAUAUGGACAGAAGGCUGUUAAGAAUAGUCCUUAUCCAAGGAGCUAUUACAAGUGCACAACUCAGAAAUGCACGGUCAAGAAACGAGUAGAGAGGUCAUUCCAAGAUCCAUCCAUUGUGAUUACAACAUACGAAGGGCAACAUAAUCAUCCGAUCCCUGUGACGCUAAGGGGAAACACUGCAGCUAUGUUCUCUCAUUCUAUGUUUACACCAGCUCCCAUGGAAACUACUAGGCCUGUGAUCUUUCCUCAGGACAUUUUGGUUCAAAUGGCACCCCAUCUAAGCAACCAAGCUGGGGCAAACUCUACAUAUCCACAGAUUCUGAAUGACCAACAUCUUUAUGAUCACCAGUAUCAUCAUCAGGUUCCUGAAUAUGGACUUGUGCAAGACAUAGUGCCUUCCAUGUUCUUUAAACAAGAACCCUGAAAUCAAAUCUUUCUUUCUCAUGCAUUUGUACAUACACACAUAUAUAUAUAUGCUUCAACUACUUGGUUUCAGAUUAUCUUAUUCCUGACCUUUUUAGCUCUUUUUAGCUAGGUUAUGUGAUACUUCUCUUCUUGAUCGAUCUUGAUUAAUACCCACUUCGAAUACGACCUAGAAUUGGAUUAUUUAUGGUUUAAUUCCUUUAGGGAUUAGAUUUGCUUUGCUUCAUGGGAUGGUACUGUAGAGAUCGAGAUUGGGAAAUUUGUUUUAGAGAAUCCAAGAAGAUGAGGUCAACCGUUAGAGCGGUUUUUCGAAAAACCUAGCGGUAGGAGAUUGCAUUUGCAAUUGGUUGUACUGCAAAAUGCAAUCCCAUUAGAUGCUUUUACUAUGGUAUGGAGAUGUGAGAAUGAGAUUCUUCAGAGGAAUUUUCUUUCUCUUUUUUUAAUGAAUGGAAGAAUUUCUCCUUUCUUAUUUAUUUGAUAAAUCAUCUCUCUCAACAAACUGAAAAUUUUAAUUCUUGAUGAAAUAAUUUUCCAAUAUAAUCAAUUUUUAUGUAUA